Messenger RNA from Sinocyclocheilus anshuiensis, 1853 nucleotides. RefSeq names its product guanine nucleotide-binding protein G(s) subunit alpha-like. Gene Ontology annotation, cellular component: cytoplasm; heterotrimeric G-protein complex. Gene Ontology annotation, molecular function: insulin-like growth factor receptor binding; G-protein beta/gamma-subunit complex binding; mu-type opioid receptor binding. Bases 1134 to 1832 code for a protein of 232 amino acids. The transcript is spliced from 8 exons. Gene Ontology annotation, biological process: sensory perception of chemical stimulus; adenylate cyclase-activating dopamine receptor signaling pathway. The record is from RefSeq and is a predicted model, not a curated record. NCBI's taxonomy places the organism in Eukaryota, Metazoa, Chordata, Actinopteri, Cypriniformes, Cyprinidae.
CAUCUCUUCAACGCUGUCUAUCUCAAUGUACAAUUCACUGAGAAAAGGAAAUAAUCGCUAAAAAUACACCCUCGAAAAGGCUACAUUCGCCACAAUUGGGGAUUCAACGCGCUCCGUCCGUAGGGAAUCCAUCGCUGUGGUAUCGGAUUUAACUUCACGUAUCCAAAUGCACAUGAUCUACCACCCGAAUUGAAGAAGGAUACAAAGCGUAGCCUGACAGCGGACUCGGACUGCGAUAACCGGUAAAAUAUCGACGGAAUCGCUCGCAUUUGCAUCUGCGGUAGAAAGAGCCGUAAGGAUCGCCGCUCGCGUCAACGCAAAGCCUACGGAUGUGAGGAGAAAUUCAAAUUACAGUAACGGAGAAGACGGCGAAGGGCCUCGUUUGAUUCGGACAAGCCGAAAAAAAAGCGAUCAGUCACCAUAAGCAGAACAGGAGGGAAAAUAGCGUCAAUCUGAGGGGAAUUUUUCAGCACCACCACCGUAUUUUUCUCGCAGACAACGUAGUUUCGUGACGGAGUUAAAAGGUUCAUGUCGGCCACGGCGCAGGGCGGAAUGAUCCACAUGCCGUCAUUUUGGUGGAAAUAUUUAUUUUUUUAAUCUGUAGCCACCCUUUCUGUCUCGUUCUGCCCGUGUCGUUGCAUCGGCCAACGGAUUCGACAGCAAGAUACCGAAAAGAAUCGCGUUUUGUGGAGCUAUUCAUGAUUUUAACAAGAGUCGGUCAUUAUUUCGGGAAACCGACCAUGGAUUCGCGACGGGAAAUUUGCUAAAUCGCCGUCGUGGGAAAGCCGAAAUCAUUAAUGUAACGUCGAAGGCUUCGCUGGAUGCACAUCCAUACACCGAAAUCUCCUAUUUUAUAGCAGCAAGUGCUCGACGGGACUCGGCAGGCCUAGUGUUUUCACCACCACCACCUAUUCUCGCCAAUACUAGUCACUCAUAGCUUUCAUAUUUCCCCGUGCUCCCCUGCCCUUAUCAGCUAAAUCCGGGGAAGUUAUGUGCAUAGUAGUAUAAAUGUCCCGGUUUUCCAUCAAAGUGUUCUGAUCGGAGGCCAAUCAAGUAAUUUGGAUCAUUUAUUCAUACGGUAGAUACACCUCCAAAUUACCCCACCCCGAAACUUUUCUUGGGUUUUUGGGAAAAUGGGUUGUUUGGGCAACAGUAAGACUGAGGACCAGAGAAAUGAGGAGAAGGCCCAGCGAGAAGCUAACAAAAAGAUAGAGAAACAGCUCCAGAAAGACAAACAGAUCUACAGAGCAACUCAUCGACUACUACUGUUAGGGGCUGGAGAAUCGGGGAAAAGCACCAUAGUCAAACAGAUGCGCAUAUUACAUGUCAAUGGCUUCAAUGCUGAAGAGAAAAAACAGAAAAUUCAAGACAUCAAGAAUAAUAUAAAAGAAGCUAUAGAGACUGUAGUGACGGCAAUGUCCGUGUUGGUACCUCCAGUCCGGUUAGCCUGUCCCGCAAAUAAGUUUCGAAUUGAUUACAUCCUCAAUUUAGCCAAUCAGAAGGACUUUGAAUUCACAUCGGAAUUUUAUGAACACACAAAGACCCUGUGGCAGGAUGAAGGGGUGAGAGCUUGCUUCGAAAGAUCCAAUGAAUAUCAACUGAUCGACUGUGCACAGUAUUUCCUGGACAGGAUUGACACUGUGAAACAAAGCGACUAUACUCCCACUGAUCAGGACUUGCUCAGAUGCAGAGUUCUGACUUCUGGGAUCUUUGAGACAAGAUUCCAAGUGGACAAAGUUAAUUUUCAUAUGUUUGAUGUUGGCGGACAGAGAGACGAACGCAGGAAAUGGAUCCAGUGUUUUAAUGGUAAAUGUUGUGCUUUUAUUACUUAAAAAAUAUUAUUAUUAAUAAUA